GUAUCUGGAGCGUCAGCAUUUGUGGGUUCGAUUACAGGCUCAAAAUGGCCAGAAACAAAGCACUUUCUUUUGAAACUCAUCAGUCUAUUCUUGUUCUAUAGAAAUGAAGGCUAUUCCAUGUGAGAAAUUGUUAAGAAACUGAACAGUGCAAAUUGGCUCUAACCAGAAUAGAAAGAGGAGUGGGAGGCCCCGGUGCACAACUGAGCAGUAGGACCAUUACAUUAGAGUGUCUAAGAAUAAUGGAGGCCACUGUGUUUUUGGGGACCUGCAGAAACAUUUUGGUACCUUUCCCCAGAUCUGUGCCUCUACAAUCCUGUCUCUGAGCUCUAUGGACAAUUCCUUCAACCUCAUGGCUUGGUUUUGCUCUGACAUGCACUGUCAACUGUGGGACACUAAAUAGACAGGUGUGUGCCUUUCCAAAUCAUGUCAAAUCAAUUGAAUUUACUACAGGUGGGCUCCAAUCAAGUUGUAGAAACAUCUCAAGGAUGAUCAAUGGAAACAGGAUGCACCUGAGAUCAAUUUCAAGUCUCAUGGCAAAAGGUCUUAAUACUUGUGUAAAUAAGAGGGCACGUGUGCUCCCCAUCACACAACUGGAGACAAGAACUGUGACUUGCUUUCCACUCCGGAGCAGGGCGCCAUUGAAAGGAGUGAUAUAUCUGGAGUUGAAGAUACCCAGUGUCUGUGACUCCCGCCAUUUGGUGCAGCGCAGACCCGGUGGAGAGUGUGGUGAAACAGAGAAGAUACUGUCUGUACUACUGGACUUUGAUGCAGUCUUUACCAGAUAAAGUGAAGUUGGGAUGUGUCAGUUAUCCUCCUUUGAUUAAUCCUCCUAGGGCUACAAGACUGGAGUGAAUAGACCUCCCUCAUCCCAACAGUCUCACUUGGACAAACUCACCAUGUUGGUGACAGCCUACCUGGCCAUCGUGGUCCUACUGGCGCUAUGUGUCGGUCUGGAGCUCACGGCACGUCGCCUCACCCCGCCUCAACCCACUCACUCUGCUGUGGGCACCAACCCUGCUUUCCGCCGCUUCCAGACCCUGUUCCUAAGAGGCUACCUCCUAGCCCUGUGGGCUGACUGGCUGCAGGGGCCAUACCUCUACAAGCUGUACCGUCACUACAGCUUCCUGGAGUCCCAGAUAGCCAUCCUGUAUGUCGUUGGCCUGGCCUCCUGUGUGCUGUUUGCCCCCGUGGCCGGCUGGCUCCCUCAGGUCCUGGGGCGCAGACAGACCUGCCUGCUCUUCUGCAUAGCCUACUCAGCCUGUUGCCUCACCAAGCUAUCCCGGGACUACUUUGUCCUUAUCGCGGGUCGCAUGCUAGGGGGCCUGUCCACCUCUCUGCUCUCCACAGCCUUCGAGGCCUGGUACGUACAUCGACAUGUGAACGCCCACGACUUCCCUAAAGAAUGGAUCCCCAGCACCUUCACCAAGGCUGCUAGCUGGAACCACGGGCUGGCAGUGGGGGCUGGGCUGGUGGCUAACAUGCUGGCUGAGUGGCUCCACCUGGGGCCUGUGGCUCCCUUCCUCCUGGCUGUGCCCUGCCUGGGGGCCUGUGGCUGGGUGGUGCUGACUGACUGGGGCACGGAGGAGAAGGGAGGCCUGGAGAGGGACAAGACGUCCUUGCUUGGUCCUGCUGCUUCAGUGCCCCUGGCCCGGGCAUCAGCACGUGCCCGGUUCUGGCGCAGCUGUCAGGAAUGUCUCCGCUGUCUGUUAUCAGACAGACGGGUGAUGCUGCUAGGAGGUGUCCAAGCUCUGUUUGAGAGUGUACUUUAUAUAUUUGUCUUCCUGUGGACCCCGGUCCUGGACCCCCAUGGCCCUCCGCUGGGCAUUGUCUUCUCCUGCCUGAUGGCAGCCAGUAUGGCUGGGUCCCUGCUCUACCGCCUGGCCACAUCCACCCGCUACCGCCUCCAGCCUGGUCACCUCCUCUGCUUCUCCAUGCUGCUUGCAUUUUUCUCCUUCUUCAUGCUUAUCUUCUCCACUGCCCCGGGCCAGCCCAGACCCCGUGAGUCCCUGCUGGCCUUCCUGCUGCUGGAGCUGGCCAGUGGCCUCUACUUCCCCGCUGUCAGCUUCCUCCAGGGGAGGGUGAUCCCGGAGGAGAAGAGGGCCGGGGUGCUGGCCUGGUUCAGGCUGCCUCUGCACCUUCUGGCCUGCCUGGGGCUCCUAGCGCUCCAUGGAGAGGUGUCUGGGACUGGAGGGGGUGAGAGUGGUAGUGGAACUAGAAACAUGUUUGGGGGCUGUGCUGUUAUGAUGCUAGCUGCACUCUUGGCUGUGGUUAGUCUCUUUACUCUGGGAAGGAAUGAUGUGGAUCUCAGACUAGAGGGGCCCAAAGGAGAGGGAGAGAUAUGACAUUCAGAGGUCUUUAUUGUCCCAACAAUGGACAAUGACUAGGAAUACAGUUACUGCUUUGUUGACAGAUGAAGACUCGUUUGGGAAAGUAAAAUGAACUUUUGAGGGACUGAAACCUGACAUUUAAUCAACCUAGGAUUUACCAAUAUUAGACAAUGAUUUUAAAUCAUCUGGUGUCGUAAGGUAUACAUUUUUGGUUACAAGAUUUCCUGAUAUUUGUUUUCAUUUUGUUAACUGGGACUAGCAAUUGUUUCGCUAUAUUGUUGGGUAUAUGAAGAAAAAUAUGUUCGGAAGUUAUUAUGCUGCAGUCUGCGUCAUCUCCCUUCUUUUGAAGCACACUUGCAUACGCACUGACGCACAUGCUGGUGUAAUAAUGUUGUGCCAGUAGGUGGUGCCAGUCUUGCUCCAGGAUGUUCUUCAUAUUCUAGCCUGUACAUGCUGUAGUGUUUAUCAACUGCGUUGUUCAGGGUGUACCACUCAGCCACGGCAGAACGGGGCUUACAUCACUAGCCCAGCUGCUCGCUUCGGCAGAAAUAUCACCCACUCUCAUAUCAUUUAAAACAAGUACAAAUAUAUCAAUUCAGUCUUACUGCUUAUGAUGAAAGCAACUGUGAAGUCAAUCAGUGGGCAUGUGUAGCUACACUUGAGUUCUUGACAUUGUCAGUGUCCAAAAGGGGGAAAAAAAUAUUAUAAAUAGCUUGUGUGGAUGAAUAUCAGGGCCAUUCCAUUAUCAAUGCCUGUUUUGGUAUACAAACAGUUGCUAUUUUGACUUAUGGGGCUUGCUAGGUACAUUGUAGUAAUUAAACACCAAUGUUAAGGGUGUUUAGAGUCUGAAUGGGUACUUAAUGUGUCUUGGAGAGGCGUGUAUAUUUGCCUUGUUCUUUUUCGCUUUCUAUUCUCCAGAACCUUCAGUAAAAUAGGACAUAUUGUAAAUAUGGAAUAAAUGUGAUUUUUAAUACC
This is a messenger RNA of Oncorhynchus kisutch (coho salmon), 3302 nucleotides long. Its product is annotated as molybdate-anion transporter. The record is from RefSeq and is a predicted model, not a curated record. The transcript has 4 exons. Gene Ontology annotation, biological process: molybdate ion transport. Gene Ontology annotation, cellular component: membrane. Bases 897 to 2342 code for a protein of 481 amino acids. Gene Ontology annotation, molecular function: molybdate ion transmembrane transporter activity. NCBI's taxonomy places the organism in Eukaryota, Metazoa, Chordata, Actinopteri, Salmoniformes, Salmonidae.